Molecule: messenger RNA, 2247 nt
Organism: Penicillium antarcticum
Lineage: Eukaryota; Fungi; Ascomycota; Eurotiomycetes; Eurotiales; Aspergillaceae
Product: CCR4-Not complex 3'-5'-exoribonuclease subunit Ccr4
Exons: 2
Coding region: 1-2247 (748 amino acids)
Biological process (GO): nuclear-transcribed mRNA poly(A) tail shortening
Cellular component (GO): nucleus; cytoplasm; CCR4-NOT complex
Molecular function (GO): protein binding; poly(A)-specific ribonuclease activity
Source: RefSeq, a predicted model, not a curated record
AUGGCAGAUGGUACCUACAGGUUCCAGCAGCCUGGGGCCGGGCAGUUCUACUUCCAAACUCAAGCGCAACAGAACCCUCACCAGCGACACAUCGUUCGAAACGGGACCAAUUCUCCGACGGGGAGACUGAAAUUCAACCCCGACACCCCCUCCCCCUCCCGUUCCCCUGCCCUGAACCCAGCUGCUGCUCUCGGUUCUUUCAACAUGUAUGGCCAAACUCACCAGGGUCAGCAUGUCAUGAUGAAUGGCGGUCAAGCCCACCAGCGGUUUGGCAUGCAGAUCCCAAAGUUCCAAUCGCAAACCCACCACUCCCAUCACGCACAGCAGCCGCACCACCAUGCCCACCACACACAAGCCACUCACAACCUCACCCACCAACACAAUUUUGCCGGCGGCGCGCUGGCAUCUACUACGACCUCCCACUUCACUUCUACUCAUUUGCAGAAUGGUGUACCGACCGCCGUUGACGAUGACAUGGACGAAUCGAUGAACGAGCACUGGCAACAACAACUCCAGCUGGCAGCUGAGUCGAGACAGGCCACUUCCCCGCAUUACUACGCCCGCGUCAUUGCGCAACAGUCGAAAGGGAUCCAGAUCAUGAGUCAGAAUGAGGAGAAUGGAGCAGAAGGGCGUAAUGGUGCAUCUGGGUCCAAGCCAUCCAGUCGACAAGGCUGGAAUGCGCUUGAUUUCGGUGGCCAAGGACUGCGCGCUUUGACUACAUCUCUGUUCAGCUAUGACUUCAUUGAGAAGCUAUAUCUCAACUCCAACAAGCUUAAGACGCUGCCUUCGGCGAUAGGACAACUUCGGAAGCUGAGCCACCUGGACCUCUCGGGCAAUGACUUGACAGAACUGCCAGAAGAGAUUGGUAUGCUUUCAAAUCUGAAGAAGCUAUAUCUCUUUGACAACAACAUUCGCAACCUUCCCUACGAGAUGGGCUAUUUAUACAGACUAGAUACUCUGGGUGUUGAGGGCAACCCCCUCAACGAUGUUCUCAAGUCCCAGAUCAUGAAAGAUGGUACAAAGGCGCUCAUCAAGUACCUAAAGGAAGAGAUGCCAGUUCACCUCCCUCCCCCCGACCGUGAUUGGGUCAUUCUUGACGAAACCUCUAGCUCGAGCAACAGUCCCACGGAAAAGAUCACCGUUCUGUCAUACAACACCCUGUGCGACUCCUCUGCUACUCAAUCGCACUACGGCUACGUCCCCUCCCGCGUGCUGGCCUGGGAGUACCGCCGCGAGCUCAUCAUCAACGAAUUACGAUCCCACAGCUCCGACAUCAUCUGCCUUCAAGAGGUUGACCAGGGAAGCUACAACAAUUACUUCCGAGAACAGCUUGCCUACAAUGAUUACAAGGGUGUCUAUUGGCCAAGAGGACGUGCAAUGGGAAUGCAGGAGGAAGAUGCACGGUCGGUCGAUGGCUGUGCUACUUUCUUCAAGGGAAGCAAGUACAUCCUGCUGGACAAGCAAUUGAUCAACUUUGGUCAGACAGCUGUCCGACGUCCUGAUGCCAAGGGUCAAGAUGAUAUCUACAACCGACUGUGGCAGAAGGACCACAUUGCCGUUGUGAUCUUCCUGGAGAACCGCCAGACCGGUGCCCGUUUCAUCAGUGUCAACGCCCAUCUGUACUGGGAUCCCGCCUUUAAGGAUGUCAAGCUGAUCCAGACCGCCAUUCUCAUGGAGGAAAUCACCAAGCUCUCAGACAAGUACGCGAAAUGGCCCGCUUGUACUGAUAAGACCGCAUUCCGCUUCUCGGAGGCCGAAAGUGGCCCAGAGAACGCCCCCGUAGUGGAACCGGCUCCGUCAAUGGAGUACUCUAGUGGUGAUCAAAUCCCCGUUCUCAUGUGCGGUGAUUUCAACUCUUCCCCGGGAUCCGCGGCUUACAACCUGAUUUCUACUGGCCGACUGCCCGAAGAACACCCUGAUCUCGAGAAGCGACUGUACGGAAACCUCAGUAAGGUGGGAAUGACCCACCCCUUCAAGCUGAAGUCAGCCUACGGCUCUAUGGGUGAGCUCAGCUUCACCAACUACACCUCCGAUUUCACGGCCAUCCUGGAUUACGUCUGGUACUCUUCCAACACACUCCAUGUGUCGGCAUUGCUCGGCGAAGUUGACAAGGAAUACCUACGCCGUGUCCCCGGAUUCCCCAACUUCCACUUCCCCAGUGACCACGUAGCAUUGCUCGCGGAGUUUACGGUGAAGGGAAAGAAGGGCAAGGUGGUGGAGGCAGACUUCGGACCGCAACGGCACUAA